Molecule: messenger RNA, 593 nt
Organism: Plasmopara halstedii
Lineage: Eukaryota; Oomycota; Peronosporomycetes; Peronosporales; Peronosporaceae
Exons: 1
Coding region: 253-456 (67 amino acids)
Source: RefSeq, a predicted model, not a curated record
GGGAGGAUGUUGAAAACUUCAAACUUCAAGACUCUUCAUUUGCUGAAACGAUUUGUAUUCUACUUUAUCCACGAGUUUUAAGUCUUUGAAAGAUCAGAUAUCACCUACUACAAGCGCAAGCCAACAGAGAACGAUAAUUUUGUGAUCUAUGAUCCAAAAAGCUUCUUCGAGGUGCAAAACCAGUUCGUUAAAAACAAAGAGCCAUGUUCCACCAAGCUGUCUGACCUUCUGAAUACGAUUUUUUUUUUACACAUGUUUGCAAAUACCGUCUGCAAAUGGGAACAUGAUUCAGAUGAUAUGGAGACAUUCAGCUUAGCAAAUCCACUGUUGGCAAAGGAUCUUCACGAAGAAAUUACCAAAUCUGACUUGCACUUAAUACUAGUCGAUUACUUGAAGAUUAUUAUUUGUUCAAUCAGCCUGCGUCUCCUCCAUGCUUCUGCUUACUUCUGUGACUGAUUACAAUUUCAAAUAUACCUCAGUUGAGGGUUUUUGCUGAGUUCCGAGAUUUCAAAACUGUGUUUCGAAUUGGAGCCAGAUUUUAAUAACUGUAAGAUCUUCGGCAUUUAUGAGGUGUUGGACGGUAGUUGACGAAU